CCUCUCAAGGAUGGCACCCGCGUGAACCACAGCUCCACUCCUGGCUUCUUGGUGGCUCACUGGGGAUGGGUCUCACCGACUUUCCUGCCCCCGGUGACCGGGAACCGCCAACUCGAUGGUCCGAUCUCAGCCUCCUGAGUUUUCUGUUGGUCCCGGGGUAUUAUUAUUAUUUUUCACCGUCACCGUGUCCUCCGGGUGUUAAACAGUGACAGCCUGGGUCGUGCCCGUCAUGCCAUCCUUGAUACCCGCCAGCUGCUCCGCAGAGGCGGCGGCGGCGAUGGCGUCCGGCCGCGGUUCGGCCGACGGUGAGGACGCGGAGCUGCAGUGCCGCGUGGCGGUGGAGGAGCUGAGCCCCGGCGGGCAGCCGCGGAAGCGCCAGGCGCUGCGCGCGGCGGAGCUGAGCCUGGGUCGGAACGAGCGCCGGGAGCUGCUGCUGCGGCUGCGGGCGCCGCCGGGCCCCGCGGGCCGGCCGCGCUGCUUCCCGCUGCGCUCCGCGCGCCUCUUCACGCGCUUCGCCGCCGCCGGGCGCAGCACGCUCCGGCUCCCCGCGCAGGGCGCCUCGCGGGCGGGCGCCGUGCAGCUGCUGCUCUCCGACUGUCCCCCCGAUCGCCUGCGCCGCUUCCUGCGCACCCUGAGCUUCAAAUUGGCCGCCGCCCCGGGUCCCGGCCCCGCCUCUGCCCGCGCGCAGCUGCUGGGCCCGCGCCCCCGAGACUUCGUCACCAUCAGCCCCGUGCAGCCCGAGGAGCUGCGGCGCGCGGCGGCCUCCCGGGCACAGUCCGCCACCGCCGGGUCGGCGAAGCGGAAACAGCCGUCAGAACCUGGAACGACGGACAAGCCCAGCCCGGAAGCCCCAAGGUGGCCUCUGCCUGCGAAGAGGCUGAGCCUGUCCCACACCAAGCCACAGCUGUCUGAGGAACAAGCUGCUGUGCUGAGGGCUGUUUUGAAAGGCCAGAGUGUUUUCUUCACUGGGAGCGCAGGGACAGGGAAGUCCUAUCUGCUGAAGCGUAUCCUGGGCUCGCUGCCCCCCACGGGCACCGUGGCCACUGCCAGCACUGGGGUGGCAGCCUGCCACAUCGGAGGCACCACCCUCCACGCCUUUGCAGGUAUCGGCUCAGGCCAGGCUCCCCUGGCUCAGUGUGUGGCCCUGGCCCAGCGGCCAGGCGUGCGGCAGGGCUGGCUGGCCUGCCAGCGCUUGGUCAUUGAUGAGAUCUCCAUGGUGGAAGCUGACUUGUUUGACAAGCUGGAGGCCGUGGCCAGAGCCGUUCGGCAGCAGAAUAAGCCCUUUGGUGGGAUCCAACUCAUUAUCUGUGGUGACUUCCUGCAGCUGCCACCAGUGACCAAAGGCUCCCAGCGCCCCCAGUUCUGCUUCCAGGCCAAGAGCUGGAGGAGAUGUGUGCCGCUGACCCUGGAGCUGACUGAGGUGUGGAGGCAGGCAGACAAGACUUUCGUAUCCUUGCUGCAGGCCGUGAGGCUGGGCAGGUGCUCCGAUGAAGUCACCCGCCAGCUCAGAGCCACAGCUGCCCACAAGGUGGGGCGAGACGGAAUUGUGGCCACGAGACUCUGUACCCACCAAGACGAUGUGGCGCUCACUAAUGAGAGGCGGCUGCAGGAGCUGCGAGGUGAGGUACACAGCUUUGAGGCAGUGGAUAGUGACCCUGAGCUAGCCCGGACUUUGGAUGCCCAGUGUCCUGUUAGCCGGCUCCUUCAGCUCAAACAGGGGGCCCAGGUGAUGUUGGUGAAGAACUUGGCAGUGUCUCGAGGCCUGGUGAAUGGCGCCCGAGGGGUGGUGGUGGGGUUCGAGGCAGAAGGAAGAGGACUGCCCCAAGUAAGGUUCCUGUGUGGAGUCACUGAGGUCAUCCACGCAGAGCGCUGGACAGUACAGACCACCGGAGGCCACUUCCUCAGCCGGCAGCAGCUGCCCCUCCAGCUAGCCUGGGCAAUAUCCAUCCACAAAAGCCAGGGCAUGUCUCUGGAUUGUGUGGAGAUCUCCCUGGGCCGUGUGUUUGCCAGUGGUCAAGCCUAUGUGGCCCUUUCCAGGGCACGAAGCUUACAGGGGUUGCGUGUGCUGGACUUUGACCCCACAGUGGUUCGCUGUGACCCCCGCGUGCUGCAUUUCUAUGCGACACUACGACAGCGCAGGGGCCUCGAUCUGGAGUCCCUAGAGGAUGAAGCAGCCUCAGACCAAGAGAACCUGGACCCAAACCUGUGAGCCUCACAUAGAAAGAGAAGACAAAGAUGGACUCCAGAAGCUCUUGAUCCUUGGAAGGGUCUCAGGGAGACCCUGCCUUCUGACAGGGUUAAGGGGGCAUUGCGUCUGACCCACUUGUUGCCUCAGUUUCUCCCCUGUAUCUUGGGGGAGCUGUUUCCAGAGUGACAUGUAACUUUCUCUGUGCCAAUUAGAAAUGGUGCCAGAGGGCAGAGCUGUCUGUGGGGACAGAUACAAUCAAGAGUCCUGAACACCCUUCGCUCUGGGUUGCAGGAAAAGGCAAGGAAGACAGGCACCCCAGAAGUGUUGGUCCUGUCCUAACCACAGACUGUGUUUAGCCUGGUUUACUGGUGACUGUGACAAAAUAUCCAAGGGCUGGGAACUUUA
Molecule: messenger RNA, 2593 nt
Organism: Perognathus longimembris pacificus (Pacific pocket mouse)
Lineage: Eukaryota; Metazoa; Chordata; Mammalia; Rodentia; Heteromyidae
Gene: Pif1
Product: PIF1 5'-to-3' DNA helicase
Exons: 12
Coding region: 230-2209 (659 amino acids)
Biological process (GO): telomere maintenance; DNA repair
Molecular function (GO): DNA helicase activity
Source: RefSeq, a predicted model, not a curated record